This is a messenger RNA of Symbiodinium sp. CCMP2456, 4947 nucleotides long. Lineage: Eukaryota; Dinophyceae; Suessiales; Symbiodiniaceae. The record is from the annotation of a GenBank genome assembly.
AUGGACAAAAGCAAGGCCACGCCAGUGCCACUGAAGUGGCGGCGUCAAGCCCUUCCUCCCGCCCCACCUGAGGACGGCAGGCCCGAGGAGCCCUGGCAGGAGGGGAACCGCUCCGAUGCCGACUCCGAGGAGAACGUCCAAUUCGUCACCAGCCGCACUCCCAGCUCGGAGUCCGAGGACUUCCUCCGAGCUCUGCCCGAGAGGCCGGAUGACGAGUAUGACGAUGCACCUGGACGCGCUCAAUUUGUUGCCACCCUCCGUGAGCUUUUGGAGGAGGAGCAGUCAGAAACAUCGCAAGGCGCGCCAAAAGCUGAGACGGCGCGCCUGCCCACCCCUCCUGCAGCUCCUGCAGAAGACCUCCAGGUGAACGAAGAGUUUGCGCUAGAGGAGGAAUUCCAAGAAGAAGAAAACAUCGAGCAUGACGUCAACGUGCAGUUGCAGCUCGACGACAGUUUGGCGAUGCCAGCCGUGGAAGACUCGCAGCAGCCCUUGCAGGAGCCGGCUGAAAAGAGGGGGCGCCUGGGUUCUGCGCUGCGGGCCCGGGCCAAGGCCUUUGCCAGGGGCCGCGCAUCCAAAACUGAUGGAAAGGGAAAGAAGAAGAACAAGUCCCAGGCGCAAAGCCCUCCAGCCAGUUUGCCGAGAGCCAACUCUCGCCUGUCCGAGAUGAGUUCCGCCAGCUUCGUUUUUGACGACGACGAGGAGGAGAUCUCGUCAGAGUCGCAGUUGAAGCGAUCCUUCCGAUGCUUCAGCUGUCGGUUCCAGUGCAGCCUCUCAUGCAUCAGCGUCCAGAUCUAUGUUCUGGCCUUGGCGUUUGCUGUCGCGGGAGCCAUCUACAUGGGCCUGGAGGGGCCUGAGGUACAGCUGGGCGCCUUUGACCUCUGGACGCAGGUGCAAAAGCCUGGCUCCCAAGACGCCCGCUACUUUGCCUCCGCGCGUCGAUCGGCGCUGGGGCUGCGUCACGUGCUCCCCCUCGGACCAGCAAAUGCGAGCGCGGCCCGACAAUGGCACAGCAUCGAGCUUUUUUGGGAGAUGGGCGCUUCGGAAGAGCAGAAGCUCCAGGACUUUCAGCCCGAAGUCAUCAGUGACGCCUACAUGUCCCGAGUCCAUGCGGCUGAGGCCCAGGUGCAAGCGCUGACCGGCUGGAGUUCCUUCUGCAACGCCACGCCGGCAGAGGUGCAGUUCCUGUGCCGGCCCGGGGACUCCCUGCCGGCCUUAGCCUUUGGGACCUGGGAGGCGCCCAACUUCAACGAGCAGAUUCUUGGGAUGAAGUGGAAGGUUUGGUUCAACGGCCAGGGUCGGGGCACGCAGAUCCCAGUAGAGACACUCCUCACCUUCACUCGGGAGGUGGAGCCGAGUCUGCUAGAGCGGUGGCUAUCACAAGGCGCCGCCGACAGUGCAGAUCAGGAAGAUGCGAGGCGGCUCUUGAGAUCAACGUUCCUAUUCUACUUCCCUUCGGAGGAGCUGCCAAGCUUUCUGCGGUUCGUGGACGAAGAGCUUCGUCCCUUCCUGGUUCAACUUCAGGACGCGUCCGAGGAAGCAUCCGGCGGUCUGAGAGGUUUCGUCCGGAUUGAUGGCAGGGAUCUGCGCGAUCUUCCUCGCUACUUCCGACACGAGGAGCUCAGCAUCUGCACUCCUCUCAUUACUCUUGUCGCCGUCCAGCUCACCACUCGCCGAGCUCUACUGUCCCUCGGAGCCGCCGCAGUCGUGGCGGCGGCCGUGGCAGCAGCCGCAGCGGCUGAGGGGCGCCAGGCGGCUGCCGGCAUACUUGCAUGGCCCUACCUGGCUGCGUCAGCCGUGGAAAUCGCAAUAGCUUGCAGCUCCAUCAUCUCGUACAACCGGGUUCUGAUGAUGAGGCUGAACGUCCUGGACCCCAAAGGGAUGAAGGCCGCAUUUCUUUGGCGCUCACCCUGGCGAGAGAAGUGUAUAGCCUGGCUGCAGAUGCCACUGCAGCUCUUUGCCCCCACGCUGACUGCGGUGGUCGUGCUCCAGGCCCUCAGCUCUCUCGCGAACGAUGUGCCCAUGGUGCAGGAGUUUGCGGGUCCAGCGCUCCUGGGGAUGUUCAUGAUUCUGGUCUUCGGCCCUUUCCUCUUUGUCCCGGCGAUCCUCCUGGGCGAUGCGGCGGCGGAACGCCGCCUUUUUGAGGCCUCCGGGCUCGCGCAGCUGUUGCCGAAGGAGAUAGCGUCCACGCCCGAAACGGCGGCCCAGCGCCGCGGCCGACGGCGCUACGCGCUCUUCGUGGCCACGCGAUACAGCUAUUGGCUUGCCUGUCCUACGCUGACAGUCUCUGCUUUGAUCCUUGUCGUGAUCGUCGCAGCGAACAGCCAGGUGCUGCUGGAGGCCGAGACGCCAUAUCUCUUCAACAGCGACCACAUCUUCCACCGAGCGCAAGAAGUCAAGGCGAAGGCAGGUGGCCUGCCUAGCCCGGACGUUAUAGCUGCCACCGUGCUGCGGAAUGCGUCGAGCUGCCAGAUUGGCGCGGAUGCUUCCCUGCAGUGUUCUUGGUAUUCUUGCACCGCUCAGACUUCCGUCGUAGACCUGGACGGCCUUUGCGAGUGCGACUACCGCCUAGAAGCUGCUGAGACUCAAUGCUAUGCCACGGCUCGCUUUGCCGGUCUCACCGAGCCUCUGGAAGGAUUCUGGGAGUGGGCCAAUGCUACUUUGGCCUCGAGGAAUACGAGCCUGAAGGGCGCGCGGCUGAACUUCGCCACAUGGUCCCUGGCAUCGCCGUUGGAGCUCGAGGAUUGGGACUCCGGGCGCAACUUCCUUCAGAAGCAGAUCGCUUCUCAACUGCCAGCCACGGCGCCGGAAGAUUGUUUCGAAGCCCAGUGCUACUGCGGCUCGGCUCGCUGCAACAGAACCAACCGCUGGCUUCGCCUAGGACGCCUGUCGGCACCGGGAAGCAACGCCAGCAGCGACCCAGAAGCUGGUGGCAGCAAUGCGACCGAGACGAUGGAAGUGGUCGUCGUGUGGGGCGACAAGGUGGGCCAAGCAUUAGACCUGGCAAGUCUGGAGGCCCAGAGGCAACUCUAUGCCUUCUGCGCGGCGACCAUGCCGGACCUCGAGAUCCUAUCUCGCAGCUGCUGGGCCCUGGACUUCAAGCUCUGGCUGGAAGCAAGGGGAGAGAAGUUUCCGGUGCAGACCCAAGACUUUUGGGCCAUUCUGGAGUCCUUUGCUGCCGACGAGGGCAUGGAGAAGUAUUUCUGGUACGAGACCGGUGUUGGCCUCGUGGGCACCUUCGCGAUUUUCUCUGUGCCUCUGGUUUCCGAAGAGGAGGCGGCCACUGUCCGCGGACGUUGGGAGUCCUACCUGAGCCUCAGGCCUGGCAUUCCAAGCCAGCCCUGGUUGGUCGCAGAGGCUCUGCAGGUGGGCUACAUCAGCGCCUCCCUUUCUGAGGAGGGCUCAACGAAGAUCGGCGUCGUGCAGUUCGACUCUGCCGAGUCCGCCUUCCAGGCCGCUCAUGCACGCAAGGGCUCCUCUUGGGAUCCGGCGACGGGUCCUGUGCUCCUUCGACCGGUGUCAAGUCGCGCAUCCGAGAUGACAAGGAGACGAAUGCAGCCACUGAACCUGUCGGAGAUCCGCAGCGGCAGCUCGCCGCGCCCCACGACGCCCCGAAGUUGGAGGGAUGUCCGCGCUGGGAGCUCACCGCGCACCACGACACCCCGAAGUUGGAGCACCGAGUCCACGAAUGUCACACCGAGGACAAGGCCCAACUCACCAGUCCGACAAAGCUUCGGGCUGAGCUUCCGGAGCUCCCUGCAUGUGCUUCCGACACCGGAGACUGCCAAGAAGGCUCUCCCCACACAGAGCCUCCGCCAAGCGAAAAUGGCCUUGAAACGUGCGGCAGAGAAGAAGUUUACGAAGUCUCUGGAGGAUGCCGUCGCCAACGCCAGAUCUGUGGGCCUUCCAGAGGAGGAUCCGGACCUGGAGCGGGCGAUUUCCUUGCUGAAUGACCGCUUGCAGCCCGUGGAUGCCCGUUGGGUCACAUCUCUGCACACCCGGGCUGCGGCCAAGCUGAAGCAUGCCUGGCCCAGUCGACGGGAGGAGAAGUCCCUGACACCUCGCCAACGUCGAGCCGCCCUCCAGGACGCGCUGUGUGCGGCCGCCGAAGCCCUGACCCUCACUCCACAAACAGGUAUCUCCAGCCUGCAGAAGAAGACCGAGAAGCAGUUGCGUAGUGUUUCCUCGAGAUGGAUCUCCCACGCCUGGGGCGAUCUCGACGCCGCCUUCGAAGCCAAGGACCUGGAGGCUCUUUGCCAAGCGGCUGAGGAGUGCAGCGCGGCUGAGAGCGCCUGUCAUGCUGCCGGAGCACAGAGCCUGCGCCCGGAGCCGGCGAUGUUGGACAAACUCCGAAGCUCUCUGCGGAUUUGCGACGGCUCGUCGAGCUUUAGCCUGGAGGCCAAGCGCCUCCAUGCUUUCGAGGAAGUGCGAGAGGCCCUGACGCGGCGACUGGGUGAAGGCAGCAAGGACGAGCAGCACUGGACGGAACCAUUCUUGGCGGAUGCGCUGCGAGAAGCUCUCCGCCAGGGCUGUCAGGCCGGCGACUCCCAGGACGAUUGCAUCGGCCGUGCUUUGGGCUUCCAAAGCCGACUCUCGGAGCGCCUCCCACAGAGAUGGGGACUCUGGUCGUCGCUGUUGCUCAGCCGCAAAGCCGUUCUGUGGGAGGCAAGCUCGAGCCUGGCGAGGGUGCAGAAAGCCCUGGCUUUCUCGAGGACCGCCCACGCACCUGACCUGGAGCUGCGGAAUGCUUCGCUGUUGGAGGAAAAGUUCGGACGCCACUUCGCCGCGGCGCGCGAUCUGGACGAGGCCCUGGAGACUGACCUGAACCUGGCGGAGGCCACAGCGGCUGCUCAGCACGUGGAAGGUGACGGCGGGUGGCUCUUGGUUGCAACGAAUCUCCGACGUGCCCGGCGGCGGCUUGGGGCGCAACCUCCGCCGGUGGAUCCGCAG